CUUCCUCUUUCUCCACUGAGAAUUCAGACGUGUUUGCCCACUGGGAACUGUCGUCAGAUAACGCUGGAAGGAAGGGAGCGUCAUGCGAAGACAGCGACAAGUGCGUUUUUUGUGUCUGUUGUAAAUGUUGUGCAACGCGAUCCAUCUCGGCAGAGCAUUUGAUGCAAGCUGAGAAACAAAGCAGCACCAAACUUGCUCAGCGCCGAAAUAAGAAGACUCGGUCAGCUCAACGUCACCGCGUUCCCACCGCUUUCUUUUACGCUCAAAACUACAAUAAAUGAAACUUUAGAAGGAAUUUCUGCACUGUAUCUUUUUUAAUUACUGUGUUGCAUAUCUGACUAUCAUAUAUCUCGAUCGCUGCUGGAUCUUAAGCCUUUAACUGUUUCUAACCAAAUAUACUCGCUGUUAAUGCUGGAGUGUCCUUGACGGAACUGAGCGCUCCUAACUUGGAUUUUUGCAACGCUGCCAACGUCUAUAAUUACAUUUUCAGAUAGUUUUGAGUCGUUACGCUGUGUUUUUUUAAACCAAAAAAUUGGAUUUCAUUCGUAAAUUGGACCCUUGUUCAGUUGCUGUGGUCAUUUAGAAGCUGCCUCUGUUAACAUUUGUCUGCCUAUUGUGAACUGCAGCGUACGUAUUAAAAAAAAAAAAAAAAGAAAAGAAAAGAAAACCCGCUCGUAACCGAUGACUGCUCUCAACAGAAGCCAUUUUUAAGUCUUUGAGUUACAGCCAUUGAACACAAGCUGCUCAACCUGGUCUGGGCUGCAACAUUUUUAGCACGUUUUUUUCUCUCUAUUGUUUUCAAAUCCGUUACAAUGACUUUUUGUGCGUCUGGCUCUGGGCGCGGUGGCUCUGCCGUGGCUCGGGUUUUCCUCACCACCUAUGUGUUAGUGCUGGCGCUUUCGGUGGGCUGGGCUGAAGCUGAGCAGGCCACGCCGACCGGGGAGAGCCCACCGGCGGUCACUCUCCGUACUCUCAUCAUCGGAACCUGCCAGGAGAUCCAGCGGUACGCGGAAACAGUGGUGGGAAGCCGUGUGAUCCGGUCAGCUGCUGAGCGUGCAGUGUUGUUUCUUGAGUCAUUGCUUGGUCAGGAGAACAUCCAUACAGUGGCCAUGUUUUUUGAGAUGGUGAUCCGAUUCCUCGCUGAAGGAGCUGCAAGCGGCCUUAACGUCAUCGCUGUUUAUGUCACCGAGAUCCUCAGGGUCACAGGAUUUGAUGUUACACUGACGUUGCCCCGCUUUACUCCGGAGGGUGUUGCCGCCAUUGCCCAGUGGGGUCUGGUGGCCCUGAUUGGCUACUGGGUGUUAACAAUCGUUCUCCGUCUGCUGAUUGGCGUGCUGAGGCAGGUGUUCUGGGUGGUGAAAACCGUCUUGGCGCUAUGGCUUUUUGGACUGAUCGUGAGUGACAAGCAUGCCACUGCAGACAUCACGGCGGUUCGACUGGGCGGCUUGGUCCUGGGAUGCGUCCUGCUGACUCUGCUCACAUGUCCCUCUGAAAAGACUUGCGCAGUGGAGAACCGGCUGAGCUCCUUGGAGGGCCGGGUGAAGGUAGUAGAGAAGAAGAAGGGAGUAGUGAGCGGAGAGGUUGCAGGGAAAGGAGUUAAGAUGGACAAAGGGGAUGGUAAUGUUGGUUAAAAAACAGAAACAUUGAUGGUUGGUAUGUGUGUCAAACUAUUACGGGAAAUAAAGUAAUCUCUGGGAUUUUUAAUCAGAAAUGUUGUCUUUGUUUGAGGAAAAAAACUAAAAUGAUUAAACCACAUGGGCUAUUCUGUAAAUAACAGCAAUCAUAAAGGCAGUAAAAGGCUAGUGUGCGCAGUGGAUCAGAUAAUUGCAAAAGUCAGAUCGUAAACUGUACUCUUACUAUAUUGUCUUCUCCACAGUUCCACAGUUGCACACAAAUAAAAAUCAAGGCAACAUUUGA
Etheostoma cragini (Arkansas darter) is the source of this 1917-nucleotide messenger RNA. Its product is annotated as transmembrane protein 109-like. The transcript is spliced from 4 exons. Lineage: Eukaryota; Metazoa; Chordata; Actinopteri; Perciformes; Percidae. The record is from RefSeq and is a predicted model, not a curated record. Bases 813 to 1631 code for a protein of 272 amino acids. Gene Ontology annotation, biological process: intrinsic apoptotic signaling pathway in response to DNA damage by p53 class mediator; cellular response to gamma radiation.